Messenger RNA from Beta vulgaris subsp. vulgaris (sugar beet), 932 nucleotides. RefSeq lists its product as hypothetical. The transcript has 3 exons. Lineage: Eukaryota; Viridiplantae; Streptophyta; Magnoliopsida; Caryophyllales; Amaranthaceae. Gene Ontology annotation, molecular function: RNA binding. The coding region runs from base 167 to 775 and encodes 202 amino acids. The record is from RefSeq and is a predicted model, not a curated record.
AAAAAAAUCUACGAUUUAAUUCUUGGACUUUGUCAGUCAAAAACUCCAUUACAUUUUUCGUUUCACUCACACUGUCACACACGCCAAUUCAAAAUUGAAAUUUCGUAUUAUCUCUCUCCUCUUCCUCGUGCUCGAAUUGCAGAAGCUCGUUCCAGUAUCUUUUGAUAUGGGUAGUGAUACUGAGAAGGAAUACGCUGCCUUUGAGGCAAAGGUAAAGCGGACGGUGUACCUUGACAAUGUCUCACCCCAGGUUAACGAUACUGUCAUCAAGACUGCUUUUGAGCAAUAUGGUACUGUGACCAAAAUUCAUUUUAUCCAGAACUACAUAGAGCAGUCCUACAAUGGGAAGUGUGUCCUUGUGGAGUUGGAGAAUGAAAAGCAAGCAGAAGGGAUUCUUGAGGUGCUGUCUUCUUAUCCAUUCAUGAUGUCAGGAAUGCCACGGCCAGUGAGGGCCCGUCAUGCAGAGCCAGAAAUGUUUGAUGAUCGCCCAUCUAAGCCUGGUAAAAAAAUAGAAUUGGUUUGGUUAAAACCAAAUAAUCCUGAUUUUGAGGUGGCUCAGAAGUUGAAGAACCUGACAAAGAAACAUGCUGCUGAGCAGUCCUUCCUACAAAAGAAGCAGCUAGAAGAGGAAGAGAAGCUCUCAAAGCAGCAAGCGGAGGCCUUAAAAGGGCAUUACCAGAAGUUCGAGAUGAUGGAUUCUACAUUAGGUGAUGGCACCUCAAAGCGACUAGCUAAGUACUAUGGGGUAAAUCUCACUGAUGACAAAGGAAUAUGACUUGUUUUUUCUAUAGUAAUGUAUGUAAUUUUGAAGCUUUGUGACUGGAUGUGUUUCUGCUUAAAAAGAAACUUCCAAUCUCGUAGAUAGAGAAUUAGAGAUAGUCUAGGUGCAACUUUAUGGAACUUUGAUUUCAAUCAUGGUUACCUGAGUAGCA